Camarhynchus parvulus is the source of this 1538-nucleotide messenger RNA. RefSeq names its product procollagen C-endopeptidase enhancer (gene PCOLCE). NCBI's taxonomy places the organism in Eukaryota, Metazoa, Chordata, Aves, Passeriformes, Thraupidae. The transcript is spliced from 8 exons. Bases 106 to 1458 code for a protein of 450 amino acids. Gene Ontology annotation, molecular function: protein binding. The record is from RefSeq and is a predicted model, not a curated record.
GCCAGGCCGCGCCUUUUCCCGUUCAUUCUCGCCCCCCGUUCCCCCCUCCCCGCACCCCCCCGUGUCCCCCGGCCCCGCUCCUGUCCCGUUCCGGCCCCGUUCGCCAUGAGCCGCCUCGGGGCGCCGCUGCCGCUGCUGCUGCUCGGGGCGCUGGGGGCGCUGAGCCCCCCCCGGGCCGCGGGGCAGGAGCCGCCCCCGAGCCCCCCGCCCAGCCCCCGGCCCAACGCCACCAGGCCGGUGUUCCCGGUGUUCCCGUGCGGGGGGGACCAUCGCGGCGAGUCGGGGUUCAUCGCCAGCGAGGGCUUCCCCCGGCACUACCCCCCCGGCAGCAACUGCACCUGGACCAUCACGGUGCCCGAGGGCCAGGUGGCCACGCUGUCGUUCCGCGUGUUCGACCUGGAGCCGGACCCGCGGUGCCGUUUCGACGCGCUGUCCGUGUUCGGGGGCCACGGCCCCGCGGCGCCGCUCCUGGGGCGCUUCUGCGGCACCUUCCGCCCCGGGGCGCUCCGCGCGCCCCAGAACCGCCUGCGCCUGCACAUGGAGAGCGACGGCGCCACGGCCGGCCGGGGCUUCCUGGCCUGGUUCAGCGCCGGCAGCCCCCCGAGCCACGAGCAUCAGUUUUGUGGCGGGAGGCUGGAGAAGGCCCAGGGCAGCCUGAGCACCCCGAACUGGCCGGAGGAGAAUUACCCACCCGGGAUCAGCUGCUCCUGGCACAUCGUGGCCCCCCCCGGCAAGGUGGUGGAGCUGCGGUUCGGGAAGUUCGACGUGGAGCCCGACCCGCACUGCCGCUACGAUUACGUGGCCGUGUUCGAGGGGGGGGCGCGGGACGACGCGCGGCGCCUCGGCCGCUUCUGCGGGGAGGAGACCCCCGGCCCCAUCGUGUCCAGCUCCGCGGAGCUGCUGGUGCAGUUCGUGUCCGACCUGAGCGUCACCGCCGACGGCUUCUCGGCCUCCUACACCCUGCGGGACCCCGCGGCGGGCGGCGGCCCCGAGACCCCCGCCCCAAAGCCCCGGGGGGGCUCCAAGGCCAAGGCGCCCCCCGGCCCCAAAGCCGAGCCCCCCCCCACGGCCGCCCCCUGCCCCCAGCGCUGCCGCCGCGCCGGGACCCUGCAGAGCAACUUCUGCAGCAGCGAUUUCGUGCUCACCGGCACGGUGAAGUCGGUGUCGCGGGGCCCGCCGCAGGAGCCGGGCUGGGCCGUGCUCUCCGUGCUCGGCGUGUUCAAGGCGGCGGCGGCGCUGGGGCUCCCUCAGCCCGCCAAGGGCUCCUCGCUGCGGCUGCAGCUGCCCUGCCGCCUCUGCCCCUCGCUCAAGAAAGGCUCCAGCUACGUGCUGAUGGGGCGGCUGGGCGCGGACGGGGCGGCGAUGCUGCCGCCCGACGCCUUCGUGGUGCCCUACCGCCCUCAGCAGCAGCAGGUGCUGGGCAACCUCAGCAAGAGGCCGUGUCGGGGGAGCCCCUGAGGGAGCCCGGCCCGGAGACCCCCGCCCCGGGCCGCGGGGAUGCCCCCCGAGUAUUCGGUAAUAAAGGCUGCAGAGAUGGA